Molecule: messenger RNA, 2141 nt
Organism: Penicillium subrubescens
Lineage: Eukaryota; Fungi; Ascomycota; Eurotiomycetes; Eurotiales; Aspergillaceae
Product: nucleobase cation symporter-1 family protein
Exons: 5
Coding region: 288-1970 (560 amino acids)
Biological process (GO): transmembrane transport; nucleobase transport
Cellular component (GO): plasma membrane
Molecular function (GO): nucleobase transmembrane transporter activity
Source: RefSeq, a predicted model, not a curated record
UGGGAACAGGAUGCGACGCUCCAGGAUCCGGAUCAGCCAUGACCAUGCGAGCAAACCUGAUAACUCUAUGGACUGCCCGGGCCCCCUCAGGCGACUUAUUAUAUCAUAGUUUCCCCAGGUCCUGACCCAGGAUCUUGGCCUAGCAAAUAUCAUUCUUGAAUUGACAUCACCUCUUUUUCUGCCCGCAGGUUGAUCCCGGGCUUGUUCUUCUUGUUCUUUGACUCUGCUUUCGCGUGCUUCUGAGCGACUAUUUUUCUUUGCAACUGCAUCUCACAUCGGCCGGCAUCAUGUCGAGAAUCAAAUGGCUUCUCAACAAAGCUGCCGUCUCGAAUGAGCCGGGGCUAUCGAAUGCCCAGAUGAUGUUGACAAAUGACGAUUUGAGGCCAGUCGAACCCGAACGUCGUCAAUGGAGAUGGUUGAACUACAUCGCGUUCUGGAUCGCAGACUCACUGAACAUCAACACAUGGAUGAUCUCCUCCUCCAUGAUUGUUGAUGGCCUCUCCUGGUGGCAGUCUUGGCUCUGUGUCUGGAUUGGAUAUUUCAUUGCCGCAGGCUUCGUUUGUCUGACCGGUCGCAUCGGUGCUGUCUAUCAUAUUUCCUUCCCAGUGACUGUGCGAGCGUCAUUCGGAAUCUGGGGUUCAUUUUGGCCGGUGAUCAAUCGUGUUGUCAUGGCCAUUAUCUGGUAUGGCGUGCAGAGCUAUAUUGGAGGUGAAUGUGUGACUUUGAUGAUCGAGGCUAUUUGGCCCAGUUACAAGAAUUUGCACAAUAGCCUCUCUGCCAGCGCUGGAGUCGACACUAAGAAUUUCCUGAGCUUUUUCUUGUUCUGGCUGCUCUCCCUCCCAGCUCUCUGGUUCCCAGUUCACAAGGUGCGACACCUGUUCACCGUUAAGGCGAUCUAUUCUCCCAUCGCUGCUAUUGCCUUCUUCGCUUGGGCAAUCUCCCGGGCUCACGGUAUCGGCCCAAUCGUUCACCAGGGCAGCUCUGCUCAUGGCAGCACACUGGCCUGGGUAUUUGUGAAGGGCGUCAUGAGCUGCAUCGGAAAUUUUGCUGCUCUGAUCAUGAAUGAUCCCGACUUCUCGCGUUUUGCUCGUACGCCCAAAGACGCCUUGUGGUCUCAGCUGCUUACCAUUCCCAUUGGAUUCGGCAUUACUUCCUUCAUUGGCAUUAUCGUGUCCUCUUCGUCGUCAGUCAUUUACAAGGGUGACCCAAUCUGGAACCCGCUUGACCUACUUGGCAUGUUCCUCGAGGGGGCUAGCUCUGGACAGCGCUUUGGCAUCUUCGUCAUCGCCACUGGAUUUGCUCUUGCCCAGCUGGGAACUAAUAUCUCUGCCAACUCCGUCUCUGCCGGAACAGACUUGACUGCCCUGAUGCCCCGGUAUCUGAACAUCCGUCGUGGCAGUUACAUCUGCGCUGCUAUCGGCCUAGCCAUGUGUCCGUGGAACCUUGUGGUGUCAUCCAACCAAUUCACCACCUACCUAUCCGCCUACUCUCUGUUCCUCUCCGCCAUUGCCGGCGUCAUGAUUUGCGACUACUACAUCGUGCGCAAGGGCUACCUCGACAUCAAAGCGCUCUACAGCGCCCGCAAGACUGACCCCUACUACUACACCAUGGGAUUCUCCUGGCGCGCCUAUGCUGCCUACUUCGCUGGCAUCAUGAUCAACAUUGUCGGUUUUGCUGGUGCCGUUGGACGCAACGUCCCCGUCGGAGCGCAGUACAUCUACAACAUCAACUAUUUCACUGGUGUACUCGUCUCUGGCGGGACAUACUGGAUCUUGACUCAUUUCUUCCCCGUGCCAGCGACCAGUGACCACUGGAAUGAGGUUGAUAUUGAUAUCGAUGACUACGGCGUGGCGUAUGGGCAGCCAGUGAGUGACGAGGAACACGUCGGAUAUGAUCGCCGCUCGAUCACCGAUUCCUUGCCGCCCGAUGAUCAGAAGAAGGGUGCUAAUACAGCUGCGAAGAGGAUUUGAGCGUUAGUAUGUGGUUCGAUUGCUUUUAUUAUGAGGGUGUUAUCCGGAUUUCUGCGUUAAUUUUUUUGACAUGACAUACCCCGUGUGUUCGGAUUGAACGAGCUAGACGUCGAGAUCUCAAGUAUUUCGGCUUCCUACUUGAAGUCGGGAUAUGACUUGAUGACAAUUGAU